GAGCUGAGAUCAUGCCACUGCACUCUAGCCUGGGCAACAGAGUGAGAUCCUGUCUCAAUAAAGAGAGAAAGUAAUAAUAAAGCAAAGAAUUCAGUUGGUACGUUCACAGUGUUGUACAACCAUUACCUCUGUCUAGUUUCAAAACAUUUCCUCACCCCUACAGAAAACCCCAUACUCCGUAAGCAGUCACUCCUCAUUCCCCCAGUGUGCACUUUGUGUUUGGCUUCUGCACAGCCUGCUUUCAAGAUUCAUCCGUGUUGCAUGUCUGUCAGGAGCUGGCCCCUCUCUAAUGCUGAGUGUCUGUUAUGAACCUCCCUGAACAUUUCUAACAUAUACUCCAUCAGUUCAGAAUUUUUCCAUGCUUAUUUCAGGUCUAAGCUGUUGUACCAAGGAGCCCCCAAAACACAGUGGCCCAAGAAAGAUACAAAUUGAUUUCUCCACAUAACGCUUUGGAAGAUAGUAGAGACAGGGUUUCACCAUGUUGAUAAGGCUGGUCUCAAACUCCUGACCUCAAGUGAUCCACCCGCCUCAGCCUCUCAAAGUGCUGGGAUUAUAGGUGCGAGCCACUGCGCCCAGCUGGGUACAGGAUGGAUGGCAAGCGGCGGCCAGGCCCAGGGCCCGGGGUGCCCCCAAAGCGGGCCCGUGGGGGCCUCUGGGAUGAUGAUGACGCACCUCGGCCAUCCCAAUUCGAGGAGGACCUGGCACUGAUGGAGGAGAUGGAGGCAGAACACAGGCUGCAGGAGCAGGAGGAGGAGGAGCUGCAGUCAGUCCUGGAGGGGGUUGCAGAUGGGCAGGUCCCACCAUCAGCCAUAGAUCCUCGCUGGCUUCGGCCCACACCACCAGCCCUGGACCCCCAGACAGAGCCCCUCAUCUUCCAACAGUUGGAGAUUGACCAUUAUGUGGGCCCAGCGCAGCCUGUGCCUGGGGGGCCCCCACCAUCCCGUGGCUCCGUGCCUGUGCUCCGCGCCUUCGGGGUCACCGAUGAGGGGUUCUCUGUCUGCUGCCACAUCCACGGCUUCGCUCCCUACUUCUACACCCCAGCGCCCCCUGGUUUCGGGCCCGAGCACAUGGGUGACCUGCAGCGGGAGCUGAACUUGGCCAUCAGCCGGGACAAUCGCGGGGGGAAGGAGCUGACUGGGCCGGCCGUGCUGGCCAUGGAACUGUGCUCCCGAGAGAGCAUGUUUGGGUACCACGGGCAUGGCCCCUCCCCGUUCCUGCGCAUCACCGUGGCACUGCCACGCCUCGUGGCCCCGGCCCGCCGUCUCCUGGAACAGGGCAUCCGUGUGGCAGGGCUGGGCACGCCCAGCUUCGCGCCCUACGAGGCCAACGUCGACUUUGAGAUCCGGUUCAUGGUGGACACGGACAUCGUCGGCUGCAACUGGCUGGAGCUCCCAGCCGGGAAAUACACCCUGAGGCUGAAGGAGAAGGCUACGCAGUGCCAGCUGGAGGCGGACGUGCUGUGGUCUGACGUGGUCAGUCACCCACCGGAAGGGCCGUGGCAGCGCAUUGCGCCCUUGCGCGUGCUGAGCUUCGAUAUCGAGUGCGCUGGCCGCAAAGGCAUCUUCCCUGAGCCUGAGCGGGACCCUGUCAUCCAGAUCUGCUCGCUGGGCCUGCGCUGGGGGGAGCCGGAGCCCUUCCUACGCCUGGCGCUCACCCUGCGGCCCUGUGCCCCCAUCCUGGGUGCCAAGGUGCAGAGCUACGAGAAGGAGGAGGACCUGCUGCAGGCCUGGUCCACCUUCAUCCGUAUCAUGGACCCCGACGUGAUCACCGGUUACAACAUCCAGAACUUCGACCUUCCGUACCUCAUCUCUCGGGCCCAGACCCUCAAGGUACAAACAUUCCCUUUCCUGGGCCGUGUGGCCGGCCUUCGCUCCAACAUCCGGGACUCUUCAUUCCAGUCCAAGCAGACGGGCCGGCGGGACACCAAGGUUGUCAGCAUGGUGGGCCGCGUGCAGAUGGACAUGCUGCAGGUGCUGCUGCGGGAGUACAAGCUCCGCUCCUACACGCUCAAUGCCGUGAGCUUCCACUUCCUGGGCGAGCAGAAGGAGGACGUGCAGCACAGCAUCAUCACCGACCUGCAGAAUGGGAACGACCAGACCCGCCGCCGCCUGGCUGUGUACUGCCUGAAGGAUGCCUACCUGCCACUGCGGCUGCUGGAGCGGCUCAUGGUGCUGGUGAAUGCCGUAGAGAUGGCGAGGGUCACUGGCGUGCCCCUCAGCUACCUGCUCAGUCGUGGCCAGCAGGUCAAGGUCGUAUCCCAGCUGUUGCGGCAGGCCAUGCACGAGGGGCUGCUGAUGCCUGUGGUGAAGUCAGAGGGCGGCGAGGACUACACGGGAGCCACUGUCAUCGAGCCCCUCAAAGGGUACUACGACGUCCCCAUCGCCACCCUGGACUUCUCCUCGCUGUACCCGUCCAUCAUGAUGGCCCACAACCUGUGCUACACCACGCUCCUUCGGCCCGGGACUGCGCAGAAACUGGGCCUGACUGAGGAUCAGUUCAUCAGGACCCCCACCGGGGACGAGUUUGUGAAGACCUCAGUGCGGAAGGGGCUGCUGCCCCAGAUCCUGGAGAACCUGCUCAGCGCCCGGAAGAGGGCCAAGGCCGAGCUGGCCAAGGAGACAGACCCCCUGCGGCGCCAGGUCCUGGAUGGACGGCAGCUGGCGCUGAAGGUGAGCGCCAACUCCGUAUACGGCUUCACUGGCGCCCAGGUGGGCAAGUUGCCGUGCCUGGAGAUCUCACAGAGCGUCACGGGGUUCGGACGUCAGAUGAUCGAGAAAACCAAGCAGCUGGUGGAGUCCAAGUACACAGUGGAGAAUGGCUACAGCACCAGCGCCAAGGUGGUGUAUGGUGACACCGACUCCGUCAUGUGCCGAUUCGGCGUGUCCUCGGUGGCUGAGGCGAUGGCCCUGGGGCGGGAGGCCGCGGACUGGGUGUCAGGUCACUUCCCAUCGCCCAUCCGGCUGGAGUUUGAGAAGGUCUACUUCCCAUACCUGCUUAUCAGCAAGAAGCGCUACGCGGGCCUGCUCUUCUCCUCCCGGCCCGACGCCCACGACCGCAUGGACUGCAAGGGCCUGGAGGCCGUGCGCAGGGACAACUGCCCCCUUGUGGCCAACCUGGUCACUGCCUCACUGCGCCGCCUGCUCAUCGACCGAGACCCCGAGGGCGCGGUGGCUCACGCACAGGACGUCAUCUCGGACCUGCUGUGCAACCGCAUCGAUAUCUCCCAGCUGGUCAUCACCAAGGAGCUGACCCGCGCGGCCUCCGACUACGCCGGCAAGCAGGCCCACGUGGAACUGGCCGAGAGGAUGAGGAAGCGGGACCCCGGGAGUGCGCCCAGCCUGGGCGACCGCGUCCCCUACGUGAUCAUCAGUGCCGCCAAGGGUGUGGCCGCCUACAUGAAGUCGGAGGACCCGCUGUUCGUGCUGGAGCACAGCCUGCCCAUUGACACGCAGUACUACCUGGAGCAGCAGCUGGCCAAGCCCCUCCUGCGCAUCUUCGAGCCCAUCCUGGGCGAGGGCCGUGCCGAGGCUGUGCUACUGCGGGGGGACCACACGCGCUGCAAGACGGUGCUCACGGGCAAGGUGGGCGGCCUCCUGGCCUUCGCCAAACGCCGCAACUGCUGCAUUGGCUGCCGCACAGUGCUCAGCCACCAAGGAGCCGUGUGUGAGUUCUGCCAGCCCCGGGAGUCUGAGCUGUAUCAGAAGGAGGUAUCCCAUCUGAAUGCCCUGGAGGAGCGCUUCUCGCGCCUCUGGACGCAGUGCCAGCGCUGCCAGGGCAGCCUGCACGAGGACGUCAUCUGCACCAGCCGGGACUGCCCCAUCUUCUACAUGCGCAAGAAGGUGCGGAAGGACCUGGAAGACCAGGAGCAGCUCCUGCGGCGCUUCGGACCCCCUGGCCCUGAGGCCUGGUGACCUUGCAAGCAUCCCAUGGGGCGGGGGCGGGACCAGGGAGAAUUAAUAAAGUUCUGGACUUUUGCUA
Messenger RNA from Pan troglodytes (chimpanzee), 3978 nucleotides. It is a transcript of the gene POLD1, whose product is annotated as DNA polymerase delta 1, catalytic subunit. Gene Ontology annotation, biological process: base-excision repair, gap-filling; nucleotide-excision repair, DNA gap filling; DNA replication proofreading. The transcript has 28 exons. Gene Ontology annotation, cellular component: delta DNA polymerase complex. Gene Ontology annotation, molecular function: DNA binding; 3'-5'-DNA exonuclease activity; nucleotide binding. The record is from RefSeq and is a predicted model, not a curated record. Bases 588 to 3911 code for a protein of 1107 amino acids. Lineage: Eukaryota; Metazoa; Chordata; Mammalia; Primates; Hominidae.